AUGCCUGGCCCAAUUCUCCUUCGACAAAACCCACAGCCAGACGACGAAACAUGGGAGUUUACUUUCGAUCCUAAAUCUCUGUCCGUCCUGCAAAGACAGGGAAUCAGCUACGGAAAACUCGUCACGCUGCGUCCGAAUGGAAUCUUCCUCCAGAUGGAGCAGUUUCCUUCGAACAGAGUUCUCAACUUGGACGAAGGAGGUCCUAGCAAAUUUGUCCUCCUUUCCAUCGACCGUUUGUUCAGAUUCGAGGAGCAACCAAUGAAAGUCGUUGUUCAAUAUAUCAUUCGCCUAUUUAAGAGGGGUUUGUGGUUGAAUGGUGUUCAGUACAGGUUCUACGGGCACAGCAACAGUCAACUGAGAGGGCGAUCUUGCUUUCUUCGAGAAGCAAACUCUGACAAAGAGUUGGACGACAGGAUUUACCAAAUGGGCGACUUUGCGCGAAUUAUGAACGUUGCAAAACGUGCCAAACGGAUAGGCCUCAUGUUCUCGUCUGCAGACAUUGACUACAGCCUUGACCCUCGACGUGUUGGCGACAUUCCCGAUAUCACAGAUGGAGAUGAAGUCUUCUCUGACGGUUGUGGGCUCAUCUCAAAAUGGCUCGCCGUUCAGCUCAGCAAGAGGAAGAAAAUUAUUUUUCGAGGAGUAAGGUACACGCCUACGGUAUUUCAAAUUAGGUAUCUGGGAUACAAAGGUGUGCUGAUGCUCCACCCUGACCUUGACAAAAAUGGUCUGGAACACGUCGCGCAAUUUCGAAAGAGCAUGAAAAAGUUUACUACCACGGUCGACCACACAUUUUCCGUUGUAGGACAUUCCAAGCCAUACUCCUUUGGUCGACUCAACAACGACAUUAUAGUCCUGUUAUCCAGCCUUGGUGUACCUGAUUCCGCUUUCCUCCAAAAGCAACAGGAAUAUUUUGACUGGAUCAUGUCUGUUUCCGGAUCCGAGGACAAGGAGCCGGAUCCAGUCAGCGCAGUAGACUUUCUAUGUUGUCUAUCCGAAUACUCGCUCGCUGAACGACUCCUUCUCGAGGGCAUUGACAGCGAGCCGGUGAAGCGUGAGAUACGCAGGUUGCAGAACUCAGAGGUCGCGAGUUCCCGCCAAGAAGGCACCAACAAGUUCAAAUCGAGGAUAAUGGUACAUAAAUCGCGUCGAUUGUAUGGAGUGUGUGACCCCUAUCAAGUUUUGGAAGAAGGCCAAGUUCACAUUCGUAUCUCUGUUGGGAGGAGAGGAGCCACGACACCUAUACACGGGGAUGUAAUCGUGGUGCGAAAUCCUUGUCUGCAUCCAGGCGACAUUCUCAAGUUGCGUGCCGUAGAUCACCCCAAGCUUUCCCAUCUUUUGGAUUGUUUGGUGUUCGCUAGUGUGGCUCGACCAGGGCACAAGGCUGCCCCAUCAAUGAGUAGCGGUGGAGACCUAGAUGGUGACGAAUUCUUUGUUUGUUGGGACAAAGACAUCAUACCUACCACGAUCGCAGAGGCAAGUAUUCGAUUAAACUCUUCUUAUGAUUAUCCCGGGAACCGCGAACUUACCAAAAAGGAUAUCACUCGAGCAGACCUCGGCACUCAUUUUGCAUCCUAUACAUCGUCGGGAGUAGCAAAGGUGUCUUCCCUACAUGCUAAGUGGGCUCGCAGUAGCCCCAAAGGAGCACUUUGUGUCGAAUGUCAAGAACUCAAUGCCCUACACUCUCAGUCCGUAGAUGGAGCUAACAUUAGAAUUCCAGAAAAGCUCUCCACGCCGCCUCCGCCACCACCAGGGAUGGUAUAUGUUCUCGAUGUAUUGGAGGAAGCCUCUGAGAAAUUCGCCACCAAAUUCUCUGAAGCGACGUCCCGUAGAACGGAAAUCACGACAUUGACUUCCAGAGAUGAUGGGGAACAGCUCCUGAAACGAUUGCUACAAAGCGAACAGAACUCUUUGUCCGAGUUUGAACUCUUCAAUCUGGCAUAUAGAUUAUCACAGAAGCAUAACAUCAACAUACGGCCUUAUCUCUCGCAGCUCGACUUCUCAGCAUUGACGACUGAGCAGAAGCAUAUCAUCAGCUCCGUUCUAUCGCUUUCUGACAUCGAGUACCCAGAGCUAUGGAAUUCUCUAGCAAGAUCAGAUAUUCUUACGCCACAAGAUUUAUAUCAACGCAACUUGGGUCGACCGUUCGCAAUAAGUCGUCUUUACUCGUCGCGCAACAGUGGUUUAGUGACCUUUUUUGGGUACCUAAAAAGGGCUACUCAAGAGUAUACCAGAAAACUUCUUAUUAUCCAGACGGACCCAAGGUUUUCCAUAGGAAUAUUUAUGCGUGGUAAAAUUCCUUGGGAUGAGGAUCUUGAAGUAAAAGAAUCGAAUAAAGAUGGGGACGCAAUGAAUGUGGUCGUAUGUUCGUUCAUGCCUAAAACGGCGUCUAAUAUCGCCACUCUUCGCACUUGCCAGACGGGCUACAGACUUCACUGCAGUGAUUAUCGUUUCCAACUUUAUGAAAGGAGUAUCGGGAACACGUUUGUCUAUAUCAACAAAUCCCCAGCCGAAUUGCAGGCCCAAGUAUCCACGAGUAUAGCACUGGAUAAAAUUUCACGAACGGUUCAAAAACAACUCGGGCGCGUCAAUAAAGCUCCUGCAUUAAACAUCGAACUUCAUGUGGUGUCCAACCGCGAUCGCGUCGCCCAUCAGCUUUUUGACUUGUGGUUUGAACAUGUCCCUACCGAAGAGUAUGAGCGGCGCUUCCAGCGCGAUCCAGCUCCUUACCGACAAAAUGAUCUCAAAGACGUUGACUGGAGCUCGGAGGAAGUAUCGAACAUGAAAGAUGUAUUUUUUCGCAACAUACCUGGUAUCCCACUAGCUUCAAACAGGCUGAAACACAAUAAGGAGAGCAUGGAGGAACAACUUUCACGGCGCAUGAUGCCAGAAAUUGACAAGAUUAUGGAGUUUGCGAUAAAUCACCAUGCGGAAGACGAGAUAUUCCUUGUGUUCGGAUCGGUCAUUGCACGUCAGCCCAUUCCCCUUGACUUCAUCGAACAGUGGAUGGGCAGAUACCCGACCUUGGCAUUUACACUCCUGCAAAUCUACCCUCCGAACGACAACGGUGAACUCCUCCCAGAGCUUGAGGAAAUAUCGUACCUCAUUGUACGGAAUGUUAUCAGGUCCGCAAAUGAGACAAAAAUAGCUGCUCUGGUUGCGCUAGAGAAACUUGCAAAAUCUAUAGGCUCCAUGCCCCUUCGCCAUUACAUGGACUUACUUAUGCUCGCUGCGUUAUCCGUUCGUGGAAAAACCCUGGUUCAAGAAGUAUUUUUCCUUCUGAACGACGGGCGAAAAGCACAUUGCCCCCCAUCACCUAGAGAUGAAUACGGACAGAAACAUGCCCUGGGUGUGGCUUUUGAUAGAGCAGAUGAAGCAGCGGAGGAGUGUCCAUGCAACGAGGAUGGUCGGCCGCAAAGAAAGAUGCGCGUACCCCCCUCACACGCCAAGUUAAAAUUCGAUCCAGAUUAUGCCAACAAGGGAGAGGUCACGGCUACAAUCAGAAUUGACGCCAAAACUGCUGUCCGCCUUCACUCCCAUGUUCGACUGCAAGCCGCCUCUCGAGCAGAGAAUCGUUGGAUUGAUGCACCAAUUAUGGAUGGUGUUGUCGUGCAAGCCAUAAAAGGCGAAUUAAAGAUAAAGUUAUUUCAUCCUGCGCCUCCUGAAAUGGAAGUUAUGGAUUGGAAUUUAUAUGAUGCAGGGACUACAGCCACUAGCAAUGCGAUGAUGGAUGCUAUUCAGCGCCUCCUUCACGAUGACGAAUGUUGUCUGUUCUACGGUCUCAUUAUUGGUUCUGGUUCUAUUGUUAGUGAUGCUGCCGAGUUCAGAGACUUCGAUGAAUCCCAGCUCAGUCCAACAUCAGGGCUGAAUGAAAGUCAGAUAAGAGCCAUCGAAUCAUGGAGAAAUCCCCUGUCACUGAUCUGGGGACCACCCGGUGAGUAG
Molecule: messenger RNA, 3942 nt
Organism: Psilocybe cubensis
Lineage: Eukaryota; Fungi; Basidiomycota; Agaricomycetes; Agaricales; Agrocybaceae
Exons: 12
Coding region: 1-3942 (1313 amino acids)
Biological process (GO): siRNA processing
Cellular component (GO): nuclear RNA-directed RNA polymerase complex
Molecular function (GO): RNA-directed RNA polymerase activity
Source: RefSeq, a predicted model, not a curated record